CGAAGUUUCAGAAACAUGGUGAAAUCAAGGUCAGCUAUGCUAUUGGUGUUGCAUCUUUUUGUCCUUCAUCUUCAAUAUUCAGAGGUUCAGUCGCUUGCCAAUACUUCUUCUCAUGAUUUUAGUUACCUGAGCUUUGUGUACGACGCCACGGAUCCAGAAUUGGAAGGAUCAUAUGACUACAUUAUAGUUGGAGGAGGAACAGCAGGAUGUCCAUUGGCAGCAACUUUAUCAGCAAACUACUCAGUGCUUGUUCUAGAAAGGGGCACUCUUCCUACAGAAUAUCCAAACCUCUUGAUAUCAGAUGGGUUUGUAUAUAAUCUCCAGCAAGAAGAUGAUGGAAAGACACCAGUCGAAAGGUUCGUGUCGGAAGAUGGUAUUGAUAACGUACGGGGCAGGGUGCUCGGUGGCACAAGCAUGAUCAAUGCCGGUGUCUACGCCAGAGCUAACACCUCAUUCUUUAAUCAGACAGGAAUUGAAUGGGACAUGGAUUUGGUUAAUCAGACAUAUGAGUGGGUUGAAGACACUAUUGUGUUCGAGCCAGAUUCACAAACAUGGCAAACUGUUAUAGGAACUGCAUACUUAGAGGCCGGCAUUCUUCCAAACAAUGGAUUUAGUGUGGAUCACCUAGCAGGAACACGACUCACGGGCUCAACGUUUGACAAUAACGGAACCAGACAUGCAUCUGAUGAACUUCUUAAUAAGGGAGACCCAAACAACUUGCGAGUUGCAGUUCAAGCAGCAGUUGAGAAGAUCAUCUUCUCUUCCAACACAUCAGGUGUGACAGCUAUAGGAGUAAUAUAUACUGAUUCGAAUGGAACGACUCAUCAGGCAUUCGUACGUGGUGAGGGAGAAGUUAUAUUGAGUGCAGGACCAAUUGGGUCCCCUCAACUUCUACUACUUAGUGGUGUUGGCCCAGAGGCUUACCUAACAUCUCUCAACAUUUCAGUUGUUGCUUCACAUCCAUACGUCGGGCAGUAUAUAUACGACAAUCCUCGUAAUUUCAUUAACAUUUUGCCCCCAAAUCCAAUAGAAGCUUCAACUGUAACUGUUCUAGGCAUUACAAGUGAUUUCUACCAAUGUUCUCUCUCGAGCUUGCCAUUUGAUACUCCACCCUUUAGUUUUUUCCCUACUACAUCUUAUCCCCUGCCAAAUCAGACUUUCGCUCACAUUGUAAACAAAGUUCCAGGACCUUUAUCUCAUGGUACUGUCACGCUGAAUUCAUCCUCUAAUGUGAGAGUCGGUCCAAAUGUGAAAUUCAACUACUAUUCGAAUUCGACAGACCUUUCUCAUUGUGUUAGCGGCAUGAAGAAGCUUGGUGAGGUCUUAAGUACAGACGCAUUGGAACCAUAUAAAGUUGAAGAUUUACCCGGUAUAGACGGUUUUAAUAUUUUAGGAAUACCUUUGCCAGAAAACCAAACAGAUGAUGCAGCCUUCGAAACAUUUUGCCGAGAUUCAGUAGCCUCAUAUUGGCAUUACCAUGGUGGAUGCCUUGUUGGCAAGGUGCUCGAUGAUGAUUUCCGUGUUACAGGGAUCAAUGCAUUGCGCGUUGUUGAUGGCUCCACAUUCCCUUCCACACCAGCGAGCCACCCUCAGGGUUUCUAUCUGAUGUUAGGCAGGUAUAUGGGCAUUCAAAUUCUGCAAGAAAGAUCAGCUUCUGAGGAUGCUAUUCAUAAUUUAGGAUUCCAAGAGAAUAUCUUGGAUUUACAUAAGUCAACAUCAUCCUUCGCUUUUUAAAUUUGAUUGAUAAACCUGAAAUCUUGGAUUUACGUAAGUUAUCAUUUUCCUUUACUUUUUAGACUUAAUUAAUAAACCCAUGAGUUCUGUCUCAAUUGGGAUUAGGGUUCGGCGGGCAAACGGGCUUAGUCUCUUUCCAUCCGCCAUGGCUAGGGUGUAUCUCUUUAUGUCAUAUGUAAUAAGUUUUCCUUGUAAUGUCGUGAUUAUCUAAAAAAUAAAUAAAAUAAGAAUAUCAUUUC
This is a messenger RNA of Prunus mume (Japanese apricot), 1973 nucleotides long. Its product is annotated as (R)-mandelonitrile lyase 3. The record is from RefSeq and is a predicted model, not a curated record. Gene Ontology annotation, molecular function: flavin adenine dinucleotide binding; oxidoreductase activity, acting on CH-OH group of donors. NCBI's taxonomy places the organism in Eukaryota, Viridiplantae, Streptophyta, Magnoliopsida, Rosales, Rosaceae.